AUGGGGAGUACAACCCUCCGACCGUCCCGCAAGGACACCAUCUUGAGCCGCCGGUACAUUGAAGGUCAGAUUGCAGAGGGCAAACAUGUGGUCAUUUUCGAGGGCCGGGUCCUCAAAGUGGACGCGUAUAUGAAGUUCCACCCAGGUGGUGAGAAGCCGAUGAAGCAUAUGGUAGGCCGAGAUGCAACCGAUGAGAUCAAUGCACUGCACUCAAGGGAGGCUCGUGAGAUCAUGCUGGCUUAUCAGAUUGGUCGCAUUGAAGGCACCUGGACCAAUUUCCUUCCCCCCAUUCAAGGCGGCAAGUUUCGCCCGUACCACGAAGAUACCUGCUCGAGUGAGGACAACUCGUCGCUUCACGAUAGUGCCAGCUCGGGUGCCUCCACACCACCAUCGCCGAUAUUCGAGGCGAUUGAGUCCAACGGCACAACCCAUCGAAAAGCGGGGGCAGAUAGCUCCGGGGUGUCAACGCCUCCGAACGAAGACGCUGCGCCCCGGCCACAUUUCCUGGAUGCACGCACCCGAGACGAGAUUGUCUUCGACACUGUCAAAUAUCCAUCCCUGGAUGCUGCCAGUCAAGAGAGCAUCAAGCAGAAGUACCGGGACUUGAAUGAGCGAAUGCUCGCCGAAGGGCUCUUCAACUGCAACUACACUGCCUACUUGGUCGAGUGCUGUCGCUACACCCUUUUCGCGGCUCUGUCGUAUUGGUUUCUUCAAUUGGGGUGGUGGGGAACGUCUGGGUUCUGGCUUGGCUGUCUCUGGCACCAAUUGGUGUUUACUGCCCACGAUGCUGGCCACAUGGGCAUUACCCACAAUUUCCACGUCGACACGAUCAUCGGGAUUAUCAUCGCCGAUUACAUUGGUGGACUGAGUCUGGGUUGGUGGAAGCGGAGCCACAACGUGCACCACAUCGUGACCAACGAGCCCGAGCACGACCCGGAUAUUGAGCACAUGCCCUUUUUCGCAAUCUCUCACCGGUUCUUCGACAGCCUUCAGAGCACCUACUACGACCGCAACAUGACUUUUGACGCCUUUUCCAGAUUUAUGCUCAAGAUCCAAAACUACUCCUAUUAUCCAAUCAUGAUGCUCGCCCGGUUCAAUCUCUACCGUCUGAGUUGGGAAUAUCUGCUCAAGCGCCAGGCGCCCAGGAAAGGCCCAGCUCGGUGGCACGUGUGGGUGGAGUAUGGCGGGCAGCUGUUCUUCUGGUACUGGUAUUGCUACCUCGUGGUGUACAAGACUAUUCCAGACUGGAGCAGUCGACUGACCUUCAUCCUGGUCUCUCAUGUCGUCUCGUCCCCUCUUCACGUUCAAAUCACCCUGUCCCACUUCGCCAUGUCAACGGCGGACCUCGGCAUCAACGAAUCAUUUGCGCAAAAGAUGCUGCGCACGACGAUGGAUGUUGACUGCCCCACCUGGCUGGACUUUUUCCACGGUGGAUUGCAGUUUCAGGCGAUCCACCACCUUUACCCACGCAUGCCUCGCCACAAUCUGCGCCGAGCGCAGAAAUACGUCGCUGAAUUUUGUCGCGACACUGGUAUUCCCUAUGCUCUCUUCACCUUUUACGAUGGGAAUAAGCAAGUCGUGGGCCGGCUUGGCGACGUGGCAAAACAACUGCGCAUCCUCGAAGAAUGCCGCAAGUCUAUCGCGAAGGAGGGCGUAUUCGCGCAUCCCCACUGA
This is a messenger RNA of Penicillium oxalicum, 1674 nucleotides long. Its product is annotated as fatty acid desaturase. Bases 1 to 1674 code for a protein of 557 amino acids. The transcript is spliced from 2 exons. Gene Ontology annotation, cellular component: membrane. Gene Ontology annotation, molecular function: heme binding; oxidoreductase activity, acting on paired donors, with oxidation of a pair of donors resulting in the reduction of molecular oxygen to two molecules of water. NCBI's taxonomy places the organism in Eukaryota, Fungi, Ascomycota, Eurotiomycetes, Eurotiales, Aspergillaceae. Gene Ontology annotation, biological process: lipid metabolic process. The record is from RefSeq and is a predicted model, not a curated record.